AUGCACACUCCCGAGACCCGACUUGUGGCCAGUCGCAGGCGACAGGGCUGCAUUCCUCCCCCCUUCCACUCGGGCUGUGCUUUCCAUCUCCCACACUCUCCCACUCUUCCCAUGUGCCUCUUCUUCGUCCAAUCCAAGCAUCGUGCCCCCCCGAAUGCUAAUCCUUUCCUCCUCUACCCACAGGUCCACAAGCUCUGCCAGGAGUCCGCCCCGGAGAUCCUCGAGAAGUUCCAGCCGCAGCUCAUGAUCGCCAUCGGCGGCGGCGGCUACGUCCCCGCACGCAUCCUGCGCUCCUUCCUCAAGAAGCCCGGCUCGCCCAACAUCCCCAUCCAGGCCAUCGGCCUGUCCCUCUACGAGUCGCUGCCCACCGACACGGUCGAGGAGAAGCCCGGCACCAAGGUCACGCGCACCCAGUGGCUCGACCUCUCGAGCCUCGGCAGCAUGAGCAACCUCGUCGGCAAGCGCAUCCUCAUCGUCGACGAGGUCGACGACACGCGCACCACGCUCGAGUACGCCGUCAAGGAGCUCGAGAAGGACGUCGAGCAGGCGAGGAAGGAGAUGGGCGCCGAGGGCGAGGAGACGCAGUUCAGCAUUUUCGUGCUCCACAACAAGGACAAGCAAAAGAAGGGCGUCCUGCCCCACGCCAUGCUCGAGUCCGGCAGGUAUAAGGCCGCGCGAACGGUCGGCGAUGAGUGGAUUUGCUACCCGUGGGAGGCGAUCGACAUCGAGGAGCACGACGAGCUCGCUCGGCAACAAAAGGCGAACGGCAGUGCUUAG
This is a messenger RNA of Thyridium curvatum, 777 nucleotides long. RefSeq lists its product as uncharacterized. The transcript is spliced from 2 exons. Gene Ontology annotation, molecular function: hypoxanthine phosphoribosyltransferase activity. Gene Ontology annotation, biological process: hypoxanthine metabolic process; GMP salvage; IMP salvage. NCBI's taxonomy places the organism in Eukaryota, Fungi, Ascomycota, Sordariomycetes, Thyridiales, Thyridiaceae. Bases 1 to 777 code for a protein of 258 amino acids. The record is from RefSeq and is a predicted model, not a curated record. Gene Ontology annotation, cellular component: cytoplasm.